ACAAACAGUAUAACUAACGUCACAAUCGAAGUAAUUCGAGAAGAUAAUUCGUUUCCGCUGCUGACAAGUGAUUUGUGACGUCACAAUGCAGAAUGUGAUGUCAUAGUAGGGUUUGCUGAGUAAGGUUAGAAUUGCAUCGUCAUCUGACGUCACAAAUGCUUAACAAUUCUCUCGGUAAAUAAUGAUUGUGACGUCACUGAUAUGGAUUGUGACGUGGAUUACCAUAGCACCGAUGACGUCACCGAAACCUUUACAAAGGCUCUGCACAGGUACUGAUGUUGUGGAUAUAUUGGCUUUAUCUUUAAGUGAACAUCCUGACCUCCCAACCGGUGUGGAGAUAUUUAAGGAGGGAGGAGUCACAGGGUACAGGUUUGACCCCGAAGCAAGGUUACUCGGGGUCAACGCCGACGUCAUCAUGACGUCAUGCAAUUUCUUCCCGCGCGAAUUUUCAUUGGUCGUGACGUUCCGUCGGGAAAUUCCCAGGAGCGAGAAUGAAUACUUGAUGACGUUGGUGGGGCAGGACCGGCACACGGUGUUGGUUGGAUUAAGAUUGCAAAGAAAUUCGUUAAACUUUGAGUUAGUUGGUCGAAGUUUGGGUGAACGUCGUAAUGUUAGAUACGAAGAUGCGAGGUUCAACGACGGGGAGUGGCACACAGUGGUGAUGGCAGUAGCGGGGUCAAAAGUCAAGUUCACAAUAGACUGUAUGACGUCAUCUACAAGCGGAUUAAUUUUUCCGCAAAGAAUGUCCACCAGAGGCGCUAGACUUCACAUCGCGAGUCGAAGAAAAAAACGCGGGAGAUUUACAGGAGUGCUUCGACAAUUGAAGUUCAUCGCGGGAAGUGACGUUACACGCCAUCUUUGUCCUACGUCAUCACACACGUCAUAUCCGGAUUGGUUCGGAGUUCAAGUUUACACGAGCAAAAAAGCAACAACGAAAGUGGUCGUAGAUGAUGACAUCACGAUGACGUGUACAUCGGAUAACAAAGGACAAUUAAUGUACCGGAAGCAGGAUGGUGACGUCACAAUGUGUCAAGAAGACAAAUGGAUGACAAUCGCUUCGACACAGCCGAAGCUUGAUUACGUCAUUGAGCAUGGGUCAUUGUUAACGAAAAGUAAAACGCUCGACAUCGAAGUUUUUGAGGUAGCAGGGGAGGGAACGUUUCUCGCUGCAGCCAAUCAGGGACGAGAUCGGAACAUGGCGUCGACGAUUUAUAAGUGGGAGAGCGACACCAAGCGGUUUGUGGCGUACCAAGAUAUCGCCACUGAAACAGCGCGUCACUUCGAAUUCUUUACAAUCGAAAGCGAGCAAUUCCUCGCUGUAGCGAACCACGAGGUUGGGAAUUCCCCGACAGCAGUGAGCGCCAUCUACCGGUGGAACCACAAACGCCGAAGAUUCGUUCCGCAUCAGUUCAUUCGAACUUUCGCCGCAAGAAAUUGGGAAAGUUUUCAAGUCGAUGGUAAAUUUUACCUCGUGGUGGCGAAUUACGCAGGAGACAAUGGACAGAAAGAGACGAGUUGGGUUUACAUGUGGAAUCCAGAUCAUCGCGCGUUUAUUAAAUACCAGGCGCUCCAAACAAUCGGCGCUUAUGACGUAGAACAUUUUCAAAUCGGAGCCGACCAUUAUCUCGCUGUAGCGAAUUCGUUUAAUGGCGUCAAAACGAAGCUCGAUAGCGUCAUCUACCGGUGGCGACAUUCCAACUUCGUUCCUUUCCAAUAUAUUGAGACUUUUGGUGCCACUGAUUGGGAAUAUUUCGUCAUAUCCGGUCGCCACUUUAUCGCUGUAGCGAAUUAUUACGACAACAGUCCAGAUCGGGUCACCUACGUCAUAAACAGCUUUAUUUUCGAGUUUCAAGAAGAAAUAAAUCAAUUCGUGAAAAUCCAAGAAAUUCCAACCCAGGGCGCCCGUGACAUCGAAGUGUUCGAAGUGGGUUCGGAUUCGUUCCUCGUUUCGGCCUCGGCUUCGGACGAACACCGAAACCAUAAGAGCGUCAUCUACCGGUGGCAAGGUAUGGAACACUUCGUUCCCGUUCACACCGUUCCAAUCGGUCCAUGUGCAGAUUGGGAAGCUUUCCGCACCAGUCGGGGUGAAUAUUACCUCGUGUCUGCAAACGUCAUAUCAAGGACUAGCGCCAUCAUGCGGAUGUUAACUUAUUGAACAACUUACCACGGGACGGAGCCGUCCGGAGUGAUGACGUCACCGUGACGUAAUUAUUUAUUCUUUUGCUUGCCAUGUCAUGUUCCGCAUGAAUUAUCAGCAUACCCAAUAAUCAGCAUUGUUACAAAACACUGUAAAACAAAAUUUUUAUCGAACCCAGAUCGAUGAAGUUUCACCAUUUGUUGCUCAGGUAUUUCGUUGUUUGUUGAAUUAAAAAUAUUUUCAGCUGUUACAUCACAA
Molecule: messenger RNA, 2395 nt
Organism: Ciona intestinalis (vase tunicate)
Lineage: Eukaryota; Metazoa; Chordata; Ascidiacea; Phlebobranchia; Cionidae
Product: thrombospondin-type laminin G domain and EAR repeat-containing protein-like
Biological process (GO): signal transduction
Source: RefSeq, a predicted model, not a curated record